AUGGCUCUUUAUGAUGAGGAUCUCCUGAAAAACCCUUUCUACCUGGCCCUUCAAAAGUGGCGUCCUGACUUGUGCAACAAGGUGGCCCAACUUCAUGGCAUUGUCUUAGUACCCUGCAAAGGAAGCCUAACAAGCAAUGUUCAGUCUACUUGUCAGUUUGAGUCCUAUAUUUUGAAACCAGUGGAAGAACACUUUCAGACCUUAAAUGGAAAGGAUGUCUUUAUACAAGGAAACAGGAUUAAAUUAGGAACUGGUUUCGCCUGUCUUCUCUCAGUGCCCAUUCUCUUUGAAGAAACUUUCUACAAUGAAAAAGAAGAAAGUUUCAGCCUGCUGUGUAUAGCCCAUCCUUUGGAGAAGAGAGAGAGUUCAGAAGAGCCUUCAACACCCUCAGAUACCUUUUCCUUGAAAACCAUCGAAGAUGUGAGAGAGUUUUUGGGAAGACACUCGGAGAGAUUUGACAAGAACAUUGCCUCUUUCCAGCGAACAUUCAGGGAAUGUGAAAGGAAGAGCCUCCGUCAUCACAUAGACGCGGUGUAUGCGCUCUACACCAAAUGCCUCCAGCACCUUCUGAGGGACUCUCACCUGAAGAUGCUUGCCAGGCAUGAGGCACAGAUGAACCUGAUGAAGCAGGCAGUAGAGAUGUACGUCCAACACGAUAUUUAUGAUCUGAUCUUUAAAUAUGUGGGGACGAUGGAGGCAAGUGAGGAUGCUGCCUUUAACAAAAUCACAAGAAGCCUUCAAGAUCUUCAGCAGAAAGAUAUUGGUGUGAAACCUGAGUUCAGCUUCAACAUACCUCGUGCAAAGAGAGAACUGGCCCAGCUGAACAAAUGUACCUCCCCACAGCAGAAGUUGGUUUGUUUGCGAAAGGUGGUGCAGCUAAUUACACAGUCUCCUAGCCAGAGAGUUAACUUGGAGACUAUGUGUGCUGAUGAUCUGCUAUCGGUCCUGUUAUACUUGCUUGUGAAAACAGAGAUACCUAAUUGGAUGGCAAAUUUGAGUUAUAUCAAAAACUUCAGAUUUAGCAACUCGACAAAAGAUGAAUUGGGAUACUGCCUGACCUCAAUUGAAGCUGCAAUUGAAUAUAUUCGGCAAGGAAGCCUCUCUGUUAAACCGCUGGAGUCUGAGGGAUUUGGUGACAGACUGUUCCUUAAGCAGAGAAUGAGCUUACUGUCUCAGAUGACUUCAACUCCCAUUGACUGCCUGUUUGAGCACAUUGCUUCAGGUAACCAAAAAGAAGUGGAAAGGCUUCUGAGCCAAGAAGACCAAGAUAAAGAUGCCAUCCAAAAGAUGUGCCACCCCCUGUGCUUUUGUGAGGACUGUGAGAAACUGGUCUCUGGGAGGCUGAAUGAUCCUUCAGUUGUCACUCCAUUCUCCAGAGAUGACAGGGGUCAUACACCACUCCAUGUGGCUGCCCUCUGUGGGCAGGCAUCCCUUAUUGACUUCCUGGUUUCCAGAGGCGCUGUGGUGAAUGCCAUGGACUAUCACGGGUCAACUCCACUUCAUCUUGCAUGUCAGAAGGGCUAUCAGAGCGUGACGCUGCUGCUGUUGCACUACAAGGCCAGCACUGAUGUGCAAGACAAUAACGGGAACACCGCCCUCCACCUGGCCUGCACUCACGGCCACGAAGACUGUGUGAAGGCUUUGGUCUACUAUGAUGUGCAAUCAUGCAAACUAGAUAUUGGUAAUGAGAAAGGAGACACCCCCCUACACAUAGCUGCACGCUGGGGUUACCAGGGCAUCAUAGAGACGUUGCUACAAAAUGGAGCAUCCACAGAGAUCCAGAACAGAAUGAAAGAAACGCCCCUCAAGUGUGCAUUAAACCCAAAGAUUCUGUCUAUAAUGGAAGCCCGUCACAUGUCCUUUGAAAGGAGGCAACAGUCUUCAGUGGUCCCUGUGCCACCCCCUCAACACUUCAUGGAUUCCAUCAGUCAUAGGUCCUCUGCCUCCAGCUCUUCCUCUGUGUCUGUCAGUUCCAGACAAAGGGAACCCAAGAAGGACUACAGAGAGGUAGAAAAGCUUUUGAGAGCAGUUGCUGAUGGAGAUUUAGAAAUGGUACGUUACCUUUUGGAGUGGACAGAGGAGGACCUGGAGGAUGCGGAGGAUGCUGUCAGUGCUGCAGAUCUUGAAUUUUGUCACCCCUUGUGCCAAUGCCCAAAAUGUGCUCCAGCUCAAAAGAAGCUGGCAAAGAUUCCCGCCAGUGGGCUGGGUGUGAAUGUGACCCACCAGGACGGCUCCUCCCCAUUGCACAUUGCUGCCCUGCAUGGCCGGGCGGACCUCAUCCCCCUCCUUCUGAAGCAUGGUGCCAAUGUGGGUGCCAGGAACGCCAACCAAGCUGUCCCACUUCACUUGGCCUGCCAGCAAGGCCACUUUCAGGUGGUGAAGUAUCUAUUGGACUCCAAUGCAAAACCCAAUAAAAAGGAUGUAAGUGGAAGCACACCCCUCAUUUACGCCUGUGCCAGCGGACACCAUGAAGUUGCAGCGCUGUUGCUACAGAAUUCAAAAAUAAUGGAAUUACUUCAGGUAGUACCAAGCUGUGUGGCCACGUUAGAUGAAGUUGGCGAAACGGACCACAAGGAGUACGUUACCGUUAAGAUCAGGAAAAAAUGGAACUCAAAAAUGUAUAAUCUACAAGAUGAACCUUUUACAAGACAGUUUUACUUUGUCCCCUCAGUUGGUCAGUUUAAGGGAAGGACUUCAAGAGAGAUUAUGGCAAGAGAUAAAAGUGUCACUAAUAUCCCUGAAGAGUCUUUACGUGAGCCAGGAAGGCAAAGAGUUGCACAGAAGCAGAACCUAUCAUACCAGAGCACCCUGCAGACUGCUGACAGAGGAGACCGUGACCAGCCUGAGGCCCGGACUGAAACAAGCCGCGCCUGGGAACAGGCGAACGCUCCGGAGACACACUGUCCGGGGCGCAGCUGCUCCGAAGGCCCAGAGACUGCUGACAACCCACCCCCUCCCCACGAGGCUAGUAUUCCCCAGUCUUGA
Molecule: messenger RNA, 2985 nt
Organism: Pipistrellus nathusii (Nathusius's pipistrelle)
Lineage: Eukaryota; Metazoa; Chordata; Mammalia; Chiroptera; Vespertilionidae
Source: the annotation of a GenBank genome assembly